UGGUUAGGACGACCGAAGCCUGCUGGCACAAAAGAUCUGCACUUCGGGAGCUGAGGAGCAGCCGGCUAGAACGUGGAGAGGAAAGCUCUUUCCUUUCUCAAGACCACCGCAGGCGAUGCCUUCCAGCAGUCUUCACUGUUAACUUGCUCGGGGUGUAAUGGAUAGGUAACAGAGAAACCCUCCUCACUGUCUCGUCAGGGAGGCAGAAUGACUGAGUGCUUCCUGCCCCCCACCAGCAGCCCCAGUGAACACCGCAGGGUGGAGCAUGGCAGUGGUCUUACCCGAACCCCCAGCUCUGAGGAGAUCAGCCCUACUAAGUUCCCUGGUUUGUACCGUACUGGCGAGCCCUCGCCUCCCCACGACAGCCUCCAUGAACCUCCUGACAUAGUGUCUGAUGAUGAGAAAGACCAUGGGAAGAAAAAAGGAAAAUUUAAGAAAAAAGAAAAAAGGACUGAAGGCUAUGCUGCCUUUCAGGAAGAUAGCUCUGGAGAUGAAGCCGAAAGUCCUUCCAAAAUGAAGCGGUCCAAGGGAAUCCAUGUUUUUAAGAAGCCCAGCUUUUCUAAAAAGAAAGAGAAGGAUUUUAAAAUAAAAGAGAAACCCAAAGAGGAAAAACAUAAAGAAGAAAAGCACAAAGAAGAGAAACAUAAAGAGAAGAAGUCAAAAGACUUGACAGCAGCUGAUGUUGUUAAACAGUGGAAGGAAAAGAAGAAAAAGAAGAAGCCAAUUCAGGAGCCAGAGGUGCCUCAGAUCGAUGUUCCGAAUCUCAAACCCGUUUUUGGAGUUCCCUUGACCGAUGCGGCUGAGCGGACCAUGAUGUACGACGGCAUCCGGCUGCCGGCGGUUUUCCGCGAGUGCGUGGAUCACGUAGAGAAGUACGGCAUGAAGUGCGAAGGCAUCUACAGAGUUUCAGGAAUUAAAUCAAAGGUGGAUGAGCUGAAAGCAGCCUAUGACAGAGAAGAGUCUCCAAAUUUGGAAGAAUAUGAGCCUAACACCGUAGCCAGUUUGUUGAAGCAGUAUUUGCGAGACCUUCCGGAGAAUCUGCUUACCAAAGAGCUGAUGCCUCGCUUUGAGGAGGCUUGUGGGAGGAGCACAGAGAGCGAGAAGGUGCAGGAAUUCCAGCGCCUGCUCAAAGAACUGCCAGAAUGUAACUAUCUUCUGAUUUCUUGGCUGAUCGUGCACAUGGACCAUGUUAUCGCGAAGGAACUGGAAACAAAAAUGAAUAUACAGAACAUUUCUAUAGUGCUCAGCCCAACCGUUCAGAUUAGCAAUCGUGUCCUAUAUGUGUUUUUCACACAUGUGCAAGAGCUCUUUGGAAAUGUGAUACUAAAGCAAGUGACAAAACCUCUUCGAUGGUCUAACAUGGCCACUAUGCCCACACUGCCAGAGACCCAGGAGAACAUCAAGGAGGAGAUCAGAAGACAGGAGUUUCUUUUGAAUUGUUUACAUCGAGAUCUGCAGGCUGGAAUAAAGGAUUUAUCUAAAGAAGAAAGAUUAUGGGAAGUACAAAGAAUUUUGACAGCCCUCAAAAGGAAACUGAGAGAAGCUAAAAGACAAGAGUGCGAAACCAAGAUUGCACAAGAGAUCGCCAGUCUUUCAAAAGAGGAUGUUUCCAAAGAAGAAAUGAAUGAAAAUGAAGAAGUUAUAAAUAUUCUCCUUGCUCAGGAGAAUGAGAUCCUGACUGAACAGGAGGAGCUUCUAGCCAUGGAGCAGUUUUUACGCCGACAGAUUGCCUCAGAAAAAGAAGAGAUUGAACGCCUCAGAGCUGAGAUUGCUGAAAUUCAGAGCCGUCAGCAGCAUGGCCGCAGUGAGACCGAGGAGUACUCCUCUGACAGUGAGAGUGAGAGUGAGGAUGAAGAGGAGCUUCAGAUCAUCCUGGAGGACUUACAGAGGCAGAACGAAGAGCUAGAAAUAAAGAACAAUCAUUUGAAUCAAGCAAUUCACGAAGAGCGAGAGGCCAUCAUCGAACUGCGGGUGCAGCUGCGCCUGCUCCAGCUGCAGCGAGCCAAGCCCGAGGCGCAGGCGCAGGACGAUGACGAGCCCGAGAGGCGGCCGGGCACCCUGGAGCAGGCCAAGCCGUCCCCGGGCAGAGACAGGAAGGAGACGCCCAUCUGAGCAGCCCGAGCAGCACGGGACCCCCAGACCCAAUGAGACCUGUGCAUCUUACUGUAACCCUGAGAGUCGGAGUGUAUAACUCUCUGCUGUACAUUCUGUAAAGAUGUCUUUUCUUCUCAGACUCUUCCUUCUUUUCACAUGUGUGACUUCUCCGAGUCAGGCUCAGGUUACACGGAGGACAAAGCAGUGCGCGCAGUGUGGGCUUGUAGGGGACAGAUGAGUUUUCCAGAUAGUGUCAGCUUAUUUGAAGAUUAAUUUUCUUUGUUAACUUAAAACUGUUUUAACCCUUGAGUGGCUUCUUUUUAAACCAAAAAUCGUCUUUCUUUGCUUUUUUAUUACAGCAGAAUCAGGAUCUCUUUCUCUUGUUCAAGGGGUUGGGAACCAAACAAGGUAAAUACUGUUCCUGCCUUGUGGAUUGCCCCAUAGUCUCACCCUCCGGGAUCUCUGCUUACUAGUCACUCUUGCUUGUGCCUUUUACACCUUUUUGGUGCAGAUUAUAUAAUGGGGAGCUGCCUCAUAUUUCCUGACUGGCCAGAACGGCUCUUACUGAGGUUACCUUUACCCACCCUUGUCACCCUCUCCUUUGACGGUCCUAACCCACAGUCCAUGAGCCUGAGUCACAGGAUGGCCUAGCUGGUCACAGAGCUGCUGGUGGAGCCUGCCCACUGGCCCCCUCCCCCCCACCCCGCAGUGGAGGAGUAGCCACCUCGCUCCUGCUGAUCAGCACGUGCUUUUCACUGGGUUGGUCGAAGGUAGCUGCCUGGCCUGAGGCGUCCACACAGAGGAUCUGUUUCUGAACCCAGACAUCUUCUGUGUGACUCAUCUGCCAUUAAACACAGAAUGACCGAGAUUGCUUGCUUGGGCUAGAAUGUAAAAGUCUCUUUGCCUGAAUAAGCCAUAUAUGCUCUUAAACAAAAGUUUUCAAUGACCCGUGUCAUCUCAGUGAACCUGCUGAUGGACUCCCAAUUGACAAGAUUGAGCAAUAGAAAAAAAAAAAAAACUUCUCCUUUAAAUGAUAGCUGUGAUUCCCGACCCCGUUUUCUUGCUUCUGCGACUUCUCUGGUGACUGAGGCAUCUGGGAGGUCAGCUCUCAGGCACCUUUGUUCAGUCGUGCUCUGUCGGAAUCAGUGGCACUCAUGAGGUAGGUCAGCUCUCAUGGCUAUGAAGACAGACCUCACACACUCAAGGUGAUGGAAGCAACCCCCCCCCCCCCCGAGGGCUCUGUCCUCUCCUAGUUACUAUUUAUUUUCAGCACCUGUUUGAUGCGGUUUUUAAUUCUCUACCUAUUGCACUGUUGUGACUUGUUGGCCAUUGUUUGAUUUUUGUACGAAAAAAAGCUUUGUUAUAGAAAUCAGCAUACUAUUUUUUUAAAUCUGGAGAGAAGAUAUUAUGGUGACUGAAAAUAUGGUCAGGUGUCAAAUAUAAACGUAUAAAAGCC
Messenger RNA from Neomonachus schauinslandi (Hawaiian monk seal), 3550 nucleotides. It is a transcript of the gene RALBP1, whose product is annotated as ralA binding protein 1. Lineage: Eukaryota; Metazoa; Chordata; Mammalia; Carnivora; Phocidae. Gene Ontology annotation, molecular function: small GTPase binding; GTPase activator activity. The transcript has 10 exons. The record is from RefSeq and is a predicted model, not a curated record. Gene Ontology annotation, biological process: endocytosis; small GTPase-mediated signal transduction; positive regulation of GTPase activity. Bases 208 to 2112 code for a protein of 634 amino acids. Gene Ontology annotation, cellular component: membrane.